AAGCUGUCAUCCGCCCUGCUCUCCCAGAUACAAAUAAACCAACAAGGUUUGAACGUGGUGACUGUGAAGGUUUCUUUUCUAGCUCCUAACAUUGGCCACCUUUUACAUGUAUUGAGGCUAUGUCGACAUCCAACACGGACAAUCUCUCGAGUGACAGACGCCCUGAAGCAGAUGGUACUUCUUCGGAAUCGACUCCGGGACUAGCUCCUGACCUCGAGGAACCAAUUGAAGCGAAUUCCCCUUCCCCUUCGGACACAGAUUCAGCCUUGGGAAACGACUGGGAAUCUUACACAACAUCUGUGACCUCAAGUAUCUGGAAUUACGAAUAUGAAAAUGGCCGGCGCUACCAUGCCUUUCGCAGAGGUCAGUAUGUUAUUCCAAAUGACGAGCAAGAGCAAGAACGAUUAGACUUCCUGCAUCACAUCCACAAUAUGACGUUCGGGGGCAGACUGUUUCUUGCGCCCAUUGGAGACAAUCCACAACGGGUAUUAGAUGUCGGCACUGGAACUGGCAUCUGGGCAAUUAAUUUUGCAGACACCUACCCAUCGGCUGAAGUGAUAGGAAUUGAUUUAAGUGGCAUUCAGCCUCACUGGGUACCUCCCAAUCUCCACUUUCAAAUAGACGAUAUCGAAGCGGAAUGGACAUUCCCUCACAGCCAGCCAUUUGACUUUAUCAAGAUUCGCUCCAUGGCUGGUAGCAUCGCGAAUUGGGAAGUUCUUUUGCAGCAAGCGUACGACCAUAUGGCCCCAGGUGCUUGGAUCGAAGUUCAGGACUUCGAAGCAUGGGCUUCGACGGAUGACAAUAGCUUGCCGGACGACAGUAACUACGCAGAAUUUCAGCGACUGUUAGACGAAGCUUCUACUAAAUUCGGAAGAAAAAUGAAUAUUGCCCCUCACCAUAAGAAAGCGAUAAUCGACGCAGGGUUUGAGAAUGUGGUUGCGGAUGUCAAAAAGGUUCCAUUAUCGCCGUGGGCCAAGGAUCCUAAAUUGAAAGAGCUUGGUCGCUAUAUGCAAGUUCAGAUGUUGGACGCUGUUGAAGCUUAUGCUCUCGCACUUCUGAGCCGAGUCCUUGGUUGGGAUGCUAUUCGGGUACAUGCACUGCUGGCUGGCGUACGAAAAGACUUGAGAAACCUGGAUUAUCAUAUGUACUCAAAAUGUCACAGUGUCUAUGGCCAGAAACCUUUCAAGAAUGAGAGCUAGCCAGUUACUGUUGCUGCUCCGUAAUUCCAUCUGUCAUUUACCUUGAGAAUUAUCAUGCACCUUAACUUUCGAAAACAGAC
Molecule: messenger RNA, 1279 nt
Organism: Talaromyces proteolyticus
Lineage: Eukaryota; Fungi; Ascomycota; Eurotiomycetes; Eurotiales; Trichocomaceae
Product: putative methyltransferase
Exons: 11
Coding region: 120-1199 (359 amino acids)
Molecular function (GO): methyltransferase activity
Source: RefSeq, a predicted model, not a curated record